CUCCACUGCUCUUUGCUUCCGUCGUUCUAUAGCGGCACUCAUUUCAAUCUCAGCUGCUUCUCCUUCUCUCUCCGUAGAACUCUACCAGGAGUGGGAUUUCGGCGCCGGAGCUAGGGUUUGCGAUGGGUGAGGGGAUCACAGACGAGCGUCCGCUGGUCUGCGAUUACUGCUCAGAGGCGACGGCUGUGAUCUAUUGCAGGGCGGACACUGCUCGUCUCUGCGUCGCCUGUGACCGGCAAGUCCAUGGAGCUAACGCGCUCUCCUGGAAGCACGUACGGUCCCAGAUCUGCGACAAAUGCGGUGAUGCUGCAGCAAUAGUGAGGUGUUCGGCGGAGAAGCUCGCUCUUUGCCAGGAGUGCGAUUUAGAUGUCCACUCAGCUGUCGCUGACACGGGCGACGGGCACAGGCGCGUUCCUAUUGAGGGAUUCUCCGGCUUCCCCUCUGUCGUGGAGCUUGCCGCUUCGUGGGGUAUCGAACUCGACUUGAAAGACUCUGUGGAGUGCGGGGAACAGCUUAUGUUUGCUGGUUUGGGUACAAUCGAUUCGGUUUUUGCCGACCUAUAUGUGCCUUGCUUCUCCAACGGCAGUAGAGGUGGGAAGAGAAAGCCGGCUGUGGUGCAGCAGCUAGAAGAGAUGGCGAGGCGGGAUUCUUCUUCAGAGGCAGCUAGCAAGCUGAGUCCGAGGACGCCGUGCCGGAGCGCAACUGGUUGUGGUGGCGGUGAUGAGGAUUGCCAUAGCGUGCAGCAGCUGCCAUUCGCGUCUUUGCUAAUGAUGGCACCGUCAGACUGUGCGGAUCUAAAGGAAAAUCAUCGGGUUGUGGAGGAGGGUGAUCUGAUCUGGGGCUGUGGACCUAGCGACCACGCUUCUCAGAUAUGGGAUUUCAAUCUAGGACGGUCUAGGGAGCACAAUGUGUCUUCUCCACUUGAUGAUGGCCAUGCUGGAAACAAUUCGGGUUUUAUGAUUAAGAGUUAUAGUGAGCUUCUUAAAGAGAGAACUUUUACAAAUACGGAAAUUCUAGAAGGCUUCUAUGAGAAAAACUGCCCUUCGUCAAAUGAGGAUGUUUCUUCUACUAAUAACAUUCAUCACAUGCCAUGUCAAAAACUCGGGGCAGCAGCUAGCAUGCUAGGCAAGUGGAAAGGCAAAAAAGGCAACUCAAUACUUAAUGGACCAUCCUCUAGCAAUAAUUUACCCACCAUAUCUUGUCCUGCAGUUUCUUCUUCGCUCAAUCCAGGACGUGGUUCCAUUAGCAAGGAGAUUUCCUUUGGUGAACAGCCCCUCGUUAGAACUGAGCUUGUGAAUUCAUUCAAGAAGGUUGACACCCAACUCCUGGCUGAGAAAAGGGGAACCGCCAUGCAGCGUUACAAAGAGAAAAAGAAAACACGAAGGUAUGAUAAGCGCAUAAGGUACGAGUCCAGGAAGGCGAGAGCGGACAUCAGAAGGAGAGUUAAAGGUCGAUUUGUCAAGUCUUCUGAGAAUGUGGAUGAUGAGAAUCAUGGCUAGAGACAAAGAUUGAUCAAACUAUGUAUGUAUAUAUUUGUGAUUGUUUUUUUGUCUUUUUUAUUGCUGUUCAUGAUUGGUGCUAUAAAAAUGCCUUUGAAAUUCGAGAGAGUCGAGAGCUUUUGCUGUUGUUUUAUAUACCAUUUGUUAAAUGAUGUAUUCCAUGAAUUAAAUGAUUGGUGCUAA
Molecule: messenger RNA, 1682 nt
Organism: Phalaenopsis equestris
Lineage: Eukaryota; Viridiplantae; Streptophyta; Magnoliopsida; Asparagales; Orchidaceae
Product: zinc finger protein CONSTANS-LIKE 13-like
Exons: 4
Coding region: 123-1499 (458 amino acids)
Molecular function (GO): protein binding; zinc ion binding
Source: RefSeq, a predicted model, not a curated record